AUGGCGCCGCGGCGCCUCCUGCUGCUGCUGCUGCUCUUGCUGGAGUCCCUGGAAUUGCUGCCCGGCGCCCGUGGCGCUCGCGGCCGCGCCGCCAACCGGACCCUGAGCGCCGGCGCAGCUGCCGUCGGGGGCCGGCGUUCCGGGGGCGCCCUGGCCCGGGGCGGCCGCGAGCUGAACGGCACCGCCCGGGCGCCCGGUGUCCCGGAGGCGGGGAGCCGGCGAGAACAGUCCGCGGCGGCAGUGGCGGCGGCCAGCGCGGCCGUCACCUACGAGACGUGCUGGGGCUACUACGACGUGAGCGGCCAGUACGACAAGGAGUUCGCGUGUAACAACAGCGAGAGCGGCUACCUGUACUGCUGCGGCACCUGCUACUACCGCUUCUGCUGCAAGAAGCGCCAUGAGAAGCUGGAUCAGCGCCAGUGCAACAACUACCAGAGCCCGGUGUGGGUACAGACGCCCAGCACCAAGGUGGUGUCGCCGGGGCCCGAGAACAAGUACGACCCGGAGAAGGACAAGACCAACUUCACCGUCUACAUCACCUGCGGGGUGAUCGCCUUCGUCAUCGUGGCCGGCGUCUUCGCCAAGGUCUCCUACGACAAGGCCCACCGCCCUCCGCGGGAGAUGAACAUCCACAGGGCUCUGGCCGACAUCCUGAGACAACAGGGACCAAUCCCCAUAGCACACUGUGAAAGAGAAACGAUCUCGGCUAUCGAUACCUCCCCCAAAGAGAACACGCCGGUCAGGUCGUCCUCCAAAAACCACUACACUCCCGUGCGCACGGCCAAGCCGACCCCAGGACAUUAUGGGAAGGAUGCUUACCGAAGUGGAGGAGCUGAUCUCCAUAACUUCAUCUCAUCUGGAUUUGUCACAUUAGGAAGAGGACACACGAAGGAAAAGCCACGGAUGAACAACAUCCUGACAUCAGCCACUGAGCCCUAUGACCUGUCCUUCUCCCGCUCCUUCCAGAACUUGGCCCACCUGCCCCCGUCCUAUGAGUCUGCAGUGAAGUCCCACCCCAGCAAGUACUCAUCCCUGAAGCGGCUAACCGACAAGGAGGCCGAUGAGUAUUACAUGAGGAGGCGGCACCUGCCGGACCUGGCGGCCCGCGGCACCCUCCCCCUCAACGUCAUCCAGAUGUCCCAACAGAAGCCCUUGCCUCGAGAGAGGCCCCGGCGGCCCAUCCGGGCCAUGUCGCAGGACAGGGUGCUGUCCCCUGUGCGGGGCCUGCCUGAUGAGUUCGGCAUGCCCUUCGACCGCAUCCUGUCGGACGAGCAGCUGCUGUCCACGGAGCGCCUGCACUCCCAGGACCCGCUGCUGUCCCCCGAGCGGACGGCCUUCCCCGAGCAGGCCCUGUCCAGGGCGCUCUCACACACGGACGUCUUUGUGUCCACACCCAUGCUGGAACGCUACCGCAUGACCAAGAUGCACUCCCAUCCCAGUGCCUCCAGUAACUCCUACGCCACACUGGGCCAGAGCCAGACGGCGGCCAAGCGCCAGGCCUUCGCCUCGCGCAGACACAACACAGUGGAGCAGCUGCACUAUAUCCCCGGCCACCACACCUGCUACUCAGCCAGCAAGACCGAAGUGACCGUGUGACUGCCUGGACAGGGCCAGGCGCCUGGUGGGGCAGGGCCGGGGCAGGAGGGGCCCGGAGCGGAGCUUAUAGCCCCGUGUCUCCCUUUCCUUGGCCUCUCUGCAGAAGGGGGGGGUGGGCUCUCUUUGCCCAGAAAGCCAUACUCCCCGGACGCAGCCCAGUGGUCUGGCACAGCGCGCUCAGACUGGGAUCUAGAGCAAUCACUCGCUGUCCCAGAAGAGUCAAGGGGAGUGAGCAGAGGGGCUAGGCCAGCCUCACCCCCGCCACCAUCCCCAACUCCCUUUCAGUUCCAUGUCCUCUCUCCCUUUCCUGGGCUCAGCUGCAGGUCUGUCAGCCAAGAGUCCCUGGCCCGACCCUGGUCCGAAGCUGCCUGGGUUUGAGUGGGCCAGCAGGUGCAGUCAACGGGCUGACAGAGCAGGCUACUCGGUCUCAUUCAUUUACCUAGAACCGCAUCACGGGAAUCUUCUAGUGCCUAAAAACUGCCCGCUCGCUCUCAGAGACAGGGAGCUGCUGUGUCCAUAAGCACAACAAUGAUCUCUUCUGCCAGCUGGAACUGUCCUGUCCCCACUGAGCCACCGUUCUUCUGCUGACCCCUCGAGGAUCCCCCUGGCCCCCCUGCCCCAAGCCAAGGGAAGGAAGGACUCCCUUCCUUCCUCUGCCUCCCCACCGUUGAGAACCCUGCCCAGUUCCAGCUGGCACCCCACCCACAAGGUCCCCUUGGCCCACUUGUGAGGGACUUUGCCCCUCCCCAGCCCUAGGUGUUGCACCCCUGACUUCCCUGGGGCUUUUCUCCGGCCCUCUCAGAAGAGAGUACCGAGGAGGUACACGGACUUUUGGGACGCCCUCUCCAGAAACCUGAUUAUCUCCACACUUCCUCCAGGCCUCUAGGUCUGAACGAAGACCCGCCACUCAGGCCUGCCUUCCCCUCCCCUACUCUGCCCCUAGAGGCAUCUGCCCGCUGCCAGAGCGCUGCAGGUGGGGAGGCCACUGUGAUGCCCUAAGUCUCAGGGGCUCGCCAUUCCUGUCACCCAGGGCUCCACCUGUGCCCCGCCGCGCAUGCCAGGCAGGAUGGAGGCAGAGGCUUCUCAAGACGGGCAGCCCAGCCCUCAAUCCAGGAGGGCCCGAGGCGGCUGUCCUGCACCAUGUCCACUCCUCUCUCCCCAUCACUGCCCACCUCCCCUGGCCCCUUCUUGGUUUAGAAUUCUCUCUCUCUGCCUGUUUCCCCUUCCCCUAUUUCCGGUCCUCCUGCAGCUCCAUUUUCUCGCCUUCAGACCAGUGGCUCCUCUGGAUCACAGAGACAGAGACCCAUUAGCAAAGGCAAAUAAUGGUACUCCAGGCUUCCGGUCUGGGCGCUAACUGAGCAGCCCCCCAGUCUCUCCCCUGCAGGGGACACUAGGGCAUCAGGCAGAUGAAUCCCCUCAGCUCUCCUGAGGGGCGUGGGCAGCCCCUGCCAGCUUAUCUCAGCCCCUUCCUUGCCUCUAACAGUGGGGCGGGGCAGGAUAGGACAGCCCUGGAGCGUGGACAGCGAGCUAUACUCCCUCAAGACCAGAGCCAGGCAGGGAGAGGAGGGGGUCCCCUACUCCCAGGGCCAGGGCGCCUUCCCGGGCCGGGGCUGGGGCAUUCAGCUCCGAACUAUUGGGCAAAGGUAUGAUACUAAAAAGGUGACUCGCCAAAGUCAGACUCCGGAAACAAUGACCGUGAACUGGGAUUUUAGAUCCCCCAGUUCUGCAUCUACUAUGUAUGGCCCUUUAAAAGGGAGGUGGGGAUGGGGCAGGGAGAACUUCCCAGUGUCAGUCCUGGGAAUUUUUAGUCUAACCAAGUUCACAGUCCACAGAGGAAUCAAUCGACGGAUUCCUCUUACUUAUUUCAAGAAUUCCAAAGCUCUUGUCUCCCCGCCUCCCCCAAGGCCCACCACCCCAUAAUCAUGAGGGUAUUAAGGCUCAGGGUGAUGAACACAGCCCUCAGCUUCCCCGCUGGGGUGGCAUCACUGGCACUGUGAGGCUGUGAGAACAGGGAUAAUUCUGUCCAUUUUCCUCCCCUACAAAUACAUAAACCUUCUCAAGGGCUGGUCCCAGGGGUUUAUGGGAGUUUGUUCCAGAGGGGAGGCUAAGAAGGUUGGGCCAGAGGAAAUCAACCUAAAGAGAGCAGUUGGCCACUCCCAGAAACAACGGUGUGUCUGUCAGAGCUGGUCCCCUAAACCUGCUGCCCUCUAGCCCAGCCCUGGCCGGCCCUCUUGUAGGCUGCCUAUUGGUGCAGCGGGGAAAGGACGUGGGUCUGUGAGAAUGCCCUCCCUGGCUGUCUAGACACACAUUCACUCCAAACCAGAAACCUGAUCUCAUCGUUCUCGUUUUGUAUGAGAAACUUGUUCUUGGCACCAAGUUCUCCAGCCCUCAGGAUGACGCUUCUGCUGGGCCCUGUCUUUCUGUCUCAGGGGUUGUUUAAUAAGUUACUUCCAAAAUAUUUCUCAUCCCAGCCUUACUGCUAUCCAGUGUAAAACCUUCUGCUGCCAGUCAGCGCAGAAAAUUCCACCUGAACCCUUACUUUUUAAAAAUGAUUCUUCUGCUUCACCCCUGGGUCUGGAAGGAAGGGAAGGAAGGCGGGAGGAAGGGAGGGAAGAGAAACAGAGAAGUCUACAAACUUGUUCCAAUUCAGUUCCUUAUUUCAAAAUCCAUAACAUUAUGUCUUAACUAGAACAUAGACGUCUCUCAUUUAUGCAGCCGGCCCGCCCGUGUUUGUGGAACAAAGCCACAUUACUAGGCAAGUGCACGCAGCAGGUAGGAGAGGGUUCUGGGACUGGAACCUAGAUUUCAUCCCCCCUGGUGGGGGCUUCCAGCCCCAUCAGGCCCUUCCCCACAAUGGAAGGCCCCCUUCCCCGGCAAGGGAAGCCCAGGACGUUUCUCUGCUUGUUCUUUGUGCGGGCCUCCGGUGACCUGACUAGAAUACACUGGGAUCCACACAGGUUCUCUUCUGCCCAGUCUCCUUGGCCUUGGAUGACAGCGAAGACCUCACAAUCCCUCAUGCCCUUCCACCUCUCCUAUCUUGUUCCUCCAGUUCACUCUUGACUCCAUGACUUCGAACAUCACAAAGGCUUUCCCAAGAAUUCUUUUAACCCCCUAACUGGGCUUGCCAGUGUCUUGAGAGGUGGGUUUUCCUUCAACAGAGUUCCAAUCCUUUCCCUUAAUUCAAAUUUCUCCUUCCCUUUUUUCCACUCUCCCACCCCAAAACUCUUGUCGUAACCUCAAGUCUUUUAGGCCAGUUCAGUCUUUCCUUCCUCUCAUCUCCCGGGCUUUGCCCUCCCCCUCAACUUACCUGUCUCCAUCCCUAAUUUAUUUUCCUCGGUCUUCCUAUAUUCUCUCUAGUUUUAACACUUAGAGCUUUCAACAGAAACAUUCAA
Pteronotus mesoamericanus is the source of this 4988-nucleotide messenger RNA. RefSeq names its product shisa family member 6 (gene SHISA6). Gene Ontology annotation, biological process: regulation of AMPA receptor activity; regulation of short-term neuronal synaptic plasticity. The transcript has 5 exons. The record is from RefSeq and is a predicted model, not a curated record. Lineage: Eukaryota; Metazoa; Chordata; Mammalia; Chiroptera; Mormoopidae. The coding region runs from base 1 to 1596 and encodes 531 amino acids. Gene Ontology annotation, cellular component: postsynaptic membrane; AMPA glutamate receptor complex; postsynaptic density.